AUGAUCUCAGAGAAAAUUGCUUGGAUGUUGUUGUUCCUUUUCAGCACGGAUGGCCUGUUCCACUAUCUGAGGUCUGUCUCUGCACCUUGCACAGCACUGACUGCUGCUGUCCUUGCUGCCUCUGCUCCAGCCUCUCUGCUCACCUCUUCUCUCCAACUCGCACCUAUGGAAUCUGUAGUGAGGUCUGCUUUCAGGGCCCCAGUGAAACAGCUGCAGUGCUGCAUCUCUGCUGUCUUUCCUGAGGACACGGACUGCCAGGCAUUGGGAUGCUGCAUAAAGGGUCCAGCAGAACAGAACCAGAGGACCCAGGAUAAGACCAACUCAGGGGACGUGGUCUAUGCUCAGAGAGAGGCUGAGCGUGCAGCCAUCAGAACCCACAUCAGAGAGAAGUACCAGCUUCCCAAGAACAAGGUGGAUAAGAAGCAGCUGGAGGUCAUUGGGGGGAAGGUGAAAAUGCUGCAGGACCAUGUGCCUGUGGUGAGGCCUCAGGACACCCCCGAAUUUGACUCCUGCAUCUCUGGCCUCAGUGCUAUGGAUCUCAGCUCCCUGAAAAAAACAGCAGAGAGCACAGUGCAGUCCAUGUGGCUGGGGCUGCGGUGUCCUAUCAUAUGAACAAACCAGCAGCGGGGGCACAGUAGCCCAAUUUCGCUGCUCAGUCCAGACUCUGCUGUGCUCCCUGCCCUGUGUAAGAAUUGCUGUUCUCGCCCUCUUGGGGGACUAUAGGUUAGUGGAGUUCAGUUGGGAGUUGGGCUGCUCCUCUGAUGCAACAUCUGCUUCUGUUCCAUGAACCAUCUCUCCCUGGGGUGUGGGAAUCCAUCCUCCACUUUAACUACAGUAUCUUUUUGGAAUGAGAAGUGUGGAAGUGGGAUCACCCUAGAAGUUGCAGGGUGACCUCUACUCUCUUAUGCCUCACCUCCCGACCACACCAUCUCCUGGUAAAGCCCUGAACCUCUCACUGCUUUGGCUUCUCUGAAAGAAGGAUGGAUGAGCUUAUGCCAAGCAUGGUGAAUUACAAGAUACAGCACUUGUGUUUGGACACGCUUGUGAGCUGGGGUUCUUGGGGGAGUAUUCAGGUCACUUGCAUGUGCGCCUGAACAUUUUGUAGCUCCUCUGUAAUUGUGUAAAAUUUCAGAGACUGCAGGCCUGGGGUUGUGGUGGCUUUCACGAUGGAUGGCAAGUCAUGGUGAUUAAUGAAUCCGAGUCCAGUGCCCUGGGAUGCUCACAUAGAAUAGCUUGUCGGAAACCACCCAUCCUAUGAAAGCCAGGAAAGGGCAAAAGGCCUAGGGCCAGUCCUGCCCUCAGUCUGUCAGCCAGAGCGUUUAUUCUGAUGCCAUGUUCCUUGCUUGCCGGUGGGUGUAAGUUUCUCUGGACCGGGAGUUGCUGCUUCUGCACUCUGAAUUAAACACACUUGCAUCCUCUUUACAAAUCAAGUGUUGUUUCCUGGCUCCCUCUUCAAACUUGCUCAGCCUAUGGCAGCAAGGGGCCUAGCAGCCCUGGCCCAGGUGGCACCAAGCCCUGAGGUGGGGGAGUCCCUCACAGGCUCCCUCCCGUAAGGGUGGCUCUGAGCUGGCCAGGCACUGACUGGGCCUGGGUUUGAUGUGCAGGAGAGGUAACCAGGCCCUGUGCCUGCAGCUGCCCCGGCCCUGCUCAGCGCCGGCCGCGCUAGGGUGGGGGG
Chelonoidis abingdonii (Abingdon island giant tortoise) is the source of this 1675-nucleotide messenger RNA. RefSeq lists its product as uncharacterized. Gene Ontology annotation, biological process: neurotransmitter transport; regulation of neurotransmitter secretion; synaptic vesicle exocytosis. Gene Ontology annotation, cellular component: terminal bouton; SNARE complex. Gene Ontology annotation, molecular function: syntaxin binding. Lineage: Eukaryota; Metazoa; Chordata; Testudines; Testudinidae. The record is from RefSeq and is a predicted model, not a curated record.